GUGACUAUGUAACCAAAUUUACCAGCAAACAAAUAACAACAAAACAUAUUGGUUGUACUUGGCAUAUUAAUCUUUCUGAACCUAUUGCUGAAAAUUUUUUUAACCAUGUAUAUAUUACUACAUUUUAUAAUACUCAUUCAUAUAAUUUAAAUUCUAAUAUUAUUCAAUUUGGAGAUAACAAACAAAUACCUCUUGAGAUUAUGAAAGAAAUUGAAUUUCUUACUGUCUAA
Messenger RNA from Diversispora eburnea, 230 nucleotides. The record is from the annotation of a GenBank genome assembly. Lineage: Eukaryota; Fungi; Glomeromycota; Glomeromycetes; Diversisporales; Diversisporaceae.